AUGGCCAAUAAGGGUGCCCUUGAAGCACUGGACCGGUCACUGAAAGAUAUAAGGAAUUCUACAGCUUUUAUGCUUUCAGGAGAUUUCCGGCAAACCCUUCUUGUCAUCCCUAAAGGGAGCAGGGCUGAUGAAGUGCGCGCAUGCCUUAAGUCAUUCACGUUGUGGCCCCAGGUUAAGACGUUAAGCCUAAGCACAAACAUGCGUGUGCACUUGCUUGGUGAUAGCACGUCUGCGGCAUUUGCUGAAAACAUUUUAACCCUUGGGGAAGGCAAGGUCCCUAGGAAUGAUAGGGGUGACAUAUCCAUCUCUGAACUGUGCAACACCGUGGACAUCCCUUCCGAUCUUUUGGAAACAGUGGUCCCCAAUCUGGAAAGUAAUUAUGCAGACAUCAAUUGGCUCAGUAAAAGAACCAUCCUGGCCCCUAAAAAGGUAACUUUCAGUGCUAUCAACGACCAGCUCCUAAGUCGAAUUCCGGGUGAAGAGCGCAUCUACAAAUCGAUUGACCGGACCUUUGACCCCCAAGACAUUGUCAAUUACCCUAUCGAGUUCCUCAACUCAUUGGAGCCAGCAAGUCUUCCACCUUACAUUCUUAGGCUAAUGGUUGGAUGCCCAAUUAUGCUAAUCAGAAACUUGCUUCCGCCUAAACAGUGCAAUGGGACCCGCUUAAUAGUCAAGCCCCUGACUCCCCACUUGAUUGAGGCCACCAUUGUUACAGGGUGUGGGAGGGGUGAACAUAUUUUCAUUUCAUGGAUGCACCUUUAUCCCUAG
Molecule: messenger RNA, 768 nt
Organism: Octopus sinensis (East Asian common octopus)
Lineage: Eukaryota; Metazoa; Mollusca; Cephalopoda; Octopoda; Octopodidae
Exons: 1
Coding region: 1-768 (255 amino acids)
Biological process (GO): DNA repair; telomere maintenance
Molecular function (GO): DNA helicase activity
Source: RefSeq, a predicted model, not a curated record